UUAGACAGAAAAUCACUGCGUAUUGUUCAUCGUACAGUUGUUCAUCGACAAGCUUUUCGUUUCUAACUGAGUACUCUUAAUUUUUAGUAUUCUCGAGUUUCCAGCUUCUUCUAUAACAAUUUCAUUUUAAUAUUAUUAAUAAUAAGACAAAAUGGGUAAGGACGAUCCAGAAACAGCAGCCUUGAAAAAGGAAUUGGAGGAUCUUAUCAACAAGUGCAAGGAGGAUCAAAAGAAACAACAGGACACUACUUUAGAAGAAGCUUGCGCUAGCGUGGCUGAUGCUCCAAAAGUCAAAUUAUCUACGAAGAAAUUACUUAAAGGGCACAUAAAUAAGGUGAACUCGGUGCAUUUCAGUGGAGACAGCAGACAUUGCGUCACAGGAUCGUUGGAUGGAAAAUUAAUUAUUUGGGAUUCCUGGACUGGAAACAAAGUACAAGUUAUACCAUUGCGAUCAGCUUGGGUGAUGUCGGUAGCUUUUGCACCAUCUGGUAAUUUCGUUGCUUGCGGUGGAAUGGAUAACAUGUGUACCGUUUACGACGUUAACAAUCGUGAUUCUACCGGUUCUGCUAAAAUUGUUCGAGAGUUGCUCGGUUACGAAGGAUUUCUCUCGUCCUGUAGAUUUUUAGAAGAUAAAAGAAUUAUUACUGGUUCUGGCGAUAUGAAAAUUUGUAUAUGGGAUCUCGAAGCAAAUAAAAAAACAACAGAUUUUUGUGCACACGCAGGAGACGUUGUUAGCAUAAGUCUUUCACCAGAUGGUAACACUUAUGUAACUGGUUCAGUCGACAGGACUUGCAAACUUUGGGAUUUGCGAGAGGAGACUGCUAAACAAACGUUCUUUGGACACGAAGCUGAUGUUAAUUCCGUUUGCUAUCAUCCUUCGGGAAAUGGUUUCGUAACAGCAUCAGAAGAUAAAACUGCUAGACUGUGGGACUUCAGAUCCGAUCAACAAUUAGCAACAUUCAAACCACCAAAUUCAAAUCCAGGAUUUACAUCAUGCGGAUUAUCGCUCAGUGGUAGAUUCAUAUUUUGUGGAAGCGACGAUAAUUCUAUUCACAUAUGGGAUACCUUGAAGAAUCAACAUAAUGGUGUUCUAUCAGGUCAUGAUAAUAGAGUAACAUCGCUCAGUGUUACUAACAACGGUAUGGCAGUGGCCAGUUGCUCUUGGGAUCAAAAUGUUCGAAUUUGGGUAUAAAAAUUAAUUGAGAGAUAAAUAGUUAUUGCCAGUGCUUACAACGAAAAAAAGAAAUAAGAUCAUAAAUACGAAAAAAAAACAAA
Messenger RNA from Polistes dominula (European paper wasp), 1275 nucleotides. RefSeq names its product guanine nucleotide-binding protein subunit beta-2 (gene Gbeta76C). The record is from RefSeq and is a predicted model, not a curated record. NCBI's taxonomy places the organism in Eukaryota, Metazoa, Arthropoda, Insecta, Hymenoptera, Vespidae. Gene Ontology annotation, biological process: signal transduction. Gene Ontology annotation, molecular function: protein binding.